AUGGGAGAUGAAGCGCAUCAAUUGGCUUCUUCAUCAUCAUCAACAAUACAAAUUGUUUCUAUAUUUAAUUUGGAGAAUGCUGCUUUUUCAAAGGAUAAGAUUGGUUAUGGAGGAUGUCGGUCAGUAAAUGAAUUCGAAAAAAUGAAUCGUGUUGGUGAAGGUACAUAUGGCAUUGUAUAUAGAGCCAAGGAUACAAAAACGGGAGAAAUUAUAGCACUAAAAAAAGUAAGGAUGGAUGAGAAAAGUGAAGAGAAUGGAAUUUCAAUAUCGGCAAUCCGUGAAAUUCAUUUGCUGAUGAGUUUGCACCACAAAAAUAUCGUAGAAUUGAAGGAAAUUGUAGUAGGACAGCAGUUAACUUCAAUUUUUCUUGUUAUGGAAUACUGUACUCAGGUAAUCCUAAUUUUUGAGAAGCCAGGAGGAUGA
Brugia pahangi is the source of this 423-nucleotide messenger RNA. The record is from the annotation of a GenBank genome assembly. Lineage: Eukaryota; Metazoa; Nematoda; Chromadorea; Rhabditida; Onchocercidae.